Juglans microcarpa x Juglans regia is the source of this 1067-nucleotide messenger RNA. RefSeq names its product tetrapyrrole-binding protein, chloroplastic. The transcript has a single exon. Gene Ontology annotation, biological process: chloroplast-nucleus signaling pathway. The coding region runs from base 139 to 936 and encodes 265 amino acids. Gene Ontology annotation, molecular function: tetrapyrrole binding. Gene Ontology annotation, cellular component: chloroplast. NCBI's taxonomy places the organism in Eukaryota, Viridiplantae, Streptophyta, Magnoliopsida, Fagales, Juglandaceae. The record is from RefSeq and is a predicted model, not a curated record.
AUUUCUCCCGAUGAGCUUUUGUACAUCUCUCUUCAUUCAUAUCUUAUCUUCACACUUUGAUUCAACAGACUUCACCUCAUCGUAUUCCUUCUUCUUCUCCAUCUCUCUCUCUCGCUCUCUCAAGAGAGAUCAGCCCAAAUGGCCACCAACUCUCUCCAAUCUCUUCACCAUCGCCAUUCUCUCCUCAAACGCCAUAUCACAGACAUUAAUCCUCCUUCCACGGCCUUCUCCUCCUCACUCUUCCUCAAUCCCACCACCACCACUACUUCUCUCUCCCAUUACUUUCUCUCCUCUUCCUCCUCCAUACCCUUUUCUCUAUCCGCCACCACCUCCACGCCCUCCACCUCCCAAGCAAUCUCUUUCGACCUCCUCCGAGAACACCUCUCCGAGAAGAAGUUCCGGCAAGCCGACGAAGAAACCCGCCGCCUCCUCAUCGUUCUGGCCGGCGAGCCCGCCCAGAAACGUGGCUACGUGUUCUUCUCAGAGGUCCAGUUCAUCUCAGAAACAGACCUCAAAACCAUUGAUGACCUUUGGAGACAACAUAGCGAUAACAAGUUCGGGUACAGCGUCCAGAAGAGAAUAUUUGAGAAAGCAGACAGAGAUUUCUCCAAGUUUUUCCUCAAGGCUGGGUGGAUGAAGAAGCUUGACACGGAGGUUGAGCAGUACAAUUACAGGUCUUUUCCCACAGAGUUCAUUUGGGAGCUGAACGAUGAUACACCAGAGGGUCAUCUGCCAUUAACAAAUGCUCUGAGAGGGACGCAGCUGCUCAAUAGCAUUCUCAACCAUCCUGCUUUCGAGGGCAUGCAAGAAGAGGAUAAACAUCAAGGUGAUAAGGUAUUUGAAGAAAACAGUAGCGAUAAUGGCGGGUUGAAGGGGUUGAGGGAGGGGUCCAAACCAUUGAGCAAGAGACUUUCCGAACCAGACUACAGCUUUUGAGAUCAGUCAAUGCCCAUACGAGCAGCCAUAUCCACCACAGACACAGCAAAAAUAUCAGUGGCAUCACAUUAUGUAUUAAUAACUAGUAUUUCUUUCUCUGAUAUUUAAUUUUCUUCCAGCGAUUCCCUUUU